AUGGAUAUUUCUGAUGAACAACUUCGAAGAUAUUCGCCCGCUCAACUUCUCAAAUAUACAUUGGAACUUCGCAAAGAUAUACGAAAAAAAGAAAAUUUGGAUGCUUAUGUAAGUUAUUUUUCGAACCCGGCAGAAAAUUAAAUUUCUUGAAAAAUCUGAAAAACGAUUUUUUCCAGAAAUCAAAGAAUAUCAGCAGGAACAGACAACUUCGAAACAGCCGCAAACAAUAUAAAUAUGUAGGAUUUUCCAAGAUUUUUAUUUUAAAUUCAAAUAUUUCAGCCUUAUUCAACAUCCUGGUUUGAUAUGCCUGAAGAAUUGCGAGAAAUGGUUAUCAAUGAAAUCGAUCCGGAAACCGUUUUUCAAUUUAAACAAUGUUCGAAAUUGUGUGCUGAAGAAGCUGGAAGAUCGAAGAAUUCUAUGUAUAAGAUCGAUAUGAAUUACAGUGAAGAAGGAACCCAUAUUUGUUUUUAUUUGACAAAUGAAAAUCGAGAUUGUCCACAUUUUCGUUAUACUUUUUCGAAUAGCGGAUGGGGCAAAUCCAAAAAGACAACAAUUUGUCACGAAAAAAUAAAAAUUGAGGAUUGGUCACAAAAUAGAUUGGAUAGAUUUAUGCGCAAUAUUGAUAAUGAUGAUGAAGAGUCAAGUGAACAUUCGUAUAUCAAUACAUUGAAAGAAGAAAAAUGGGAAAUUGAGGAGAAAGGAGAUAAGAAAAGUGUUAUUGCGAAGUAUUUGAAGAAGUUUCUCGAAGAAUAUAAAUAUUCUCUCAAAGUUUUCGAAAAUACUGUAAGUUUGAAAAAUUAAUUGUUCAAUUGUGUUUUGAAUUCGUAUUUUGCAGGAAAACUUGGACAUUAAACAUUUGAAAAAUCUUCAACAUAUCGUGUACUAUUCUAGCGAUGUUUUGGAAGACAAUUUGAUGACAUUCGAGCAAAUCUUGAAAUGCAGAGAAACAAUCAAUCUUCAAAAAACACAAUUCACAUUCGAUCAAAUUCUUCAACUCGAAGCUGAUUUUAUUGAAAUUGCAGCAAAAGAUUUGACAAAUGAACAAAUCAAAAUAUAUUUGAAAAUGUGGGAAAAUGGAGAAAUUGGAGAGAAUAUUGGAAGUAUUUCGAUUGAUAUAUUGAAUGAAUUGAAAAUCUUGGAUGAAGAAUAUUAUAUUGAUGGAUUGUUGACAGUUUUUGAUAGAGAAGACCCAGCCGAAAAAAGAUUGAGGUAAAUUUUAUUUUAUUUUUUUGAAAAUAGAAAAUGUUGAUUAUUUAGAUCGUCUUAUGAGGGCAAUUAUUUUACUCUUAAAAUCAAGGAUCCACGACAAUGUGAUAUACGUAUUUGGUUGAUUGAUGGUGGUAGCUAUUCUAGAAUUAGGUUAGAGCGCGCCCAAAUCCAUACUCCCCGUUAAAACUUUUUCGAACAUGUUUUUUUGUUGUUAACGAUUUUUUAAAUACAUUUUUGUUCUUUUUAUUCAAUUUUUUGAUUGAAAUUCGUUUUUUGAACGAUUCAAAUAUAUGUUUCUUCGAAAAUCUUGUUAGAAAAUGUUUUCUUCUCCAAAAAUCAAUUCACAAUGAGAUUUUCUUGACGUCCGGAACCGUCGCGAAAAAUUUGUUCAGCAUGCAAAAAAUUGAAACUCCGUAUCCAUAAAGCACACAAAUGUGUCGCCGCUCUGUGCAACAGAGCGAACAUUCUUCACUCCAAUUUAAAUUUCGCGACGGUUUUUUUUGUGUAAAGAAAAUCUCACCGUGAGUUAGGAUGAGUCGAAAUCCACGAAAACGACGUGGAAAAUCGGAAAAUGUUGCUGAUAAGUUGAAAAAGAAUGUGAGUUUUAGAAUUCCCGAAAAAAAUUUGAAAUAGCUUUUUUGUCAGAUGGAAAUUGAAUUUUCAAAUUUACCGCUUCUCACUCAAAUUCCAGUCAAUUUUUCUGAAUUUCAGGCUUCGUUGGGUUUAUUUGAUAUACCAUUUGAAUUGAGAGAAAUGAUAAUUCUCGAAAUGGACGCAAAAACACGUUGCAAAUUCGCGAGAUGUUCAACAGAUUGCGAAAAAGAAGUGAAACGAUCAUAUAUACGAAGAUUCGGAUGAUUUGCCGAAUUCAUUUUAUGAGAAUCCCGAUGAUUAUUUUUGUGAGAAUCAUAAGGAAAAAUGGACUAAAGUUGAAGAAGGAGAUAUGAAAACUGUUGUUUUGAGAUAUUUGACGAAUUAUUUGGACACUUAUCAUAAUUCGAUCAUACAAUUUAAAUUCAGGGUGAGAUUUUUAUAUUGUUGAAAAUUGAGAGAGUGCAGACAGGCAAAUUUUAAAUUUUAGAUAGAAUAUCUCCACAAAAUUACCGAGAACAUUUUUCAGCACGAAUUGAUAACUGUGCACGAUUUCAACGUGAAUAAUUUGAGACGACUCAGAGCGCUUGAAGUUACCCAACAGAAAGAAGAUCUUUUGACAUCGGGAUUCAUAAACUUCAACCAACUUUCGAAUAUUAAAAGUAUUUUGGCAAGUGAAACCAAUUUGACAUUCGAACAAUUAUGCGAAUAUCAAGGAGAACAAGGAUGUUUAAGAUGCAACGAUUUCGAUGAUAAAACUAUCAAAAAAUAUUUGGAAAUGAUAAAAAGUGGAGAAAAAGAUAAUCAAUUGUGGAGUUUAGUUAUUAUGACUCCGAAAAACGAAAAUUUGAACAUGGAUUAUUACACAGAAAAUUUGAAAUCUAAAGAUAGAUCUGUUCCUCCUGAAAUGGCUCAAAUGCAAGAAAUGUACCUCGAACAUCAUCAAUCACUUUUCGGCCCAAAACAUUUUGGAUUCACUUCCAAAACUAAUACAAAUUAUCGAUUUGGAGUCGCCACAUUUUCUCUUGAGAAAGACUCAAUUACUGUUAUGUCUCUUUAA
This is a messenger RNA of Caenorhabditis angaria, 2860 nucleotides long. NCBI's taxonomy places the organism in Eukaryota, Metazoa, Nematoda, Chromadorea, Rhabditida, Rhabditidae. The record is from the annotation of a GenBank genome assembly.